UGCAAGAGACCCCCUUUUUAACCACACACCGAAUUUUCUUUCAUUUAGGCGAUCUAUAUAUAUCUAUAUCUUAUAUCUAUUUUAAAUAACUUAAAACCGCUAAAAUUUGGGGGGGAACAGCCUUCGCCCUGGAGCGGUGCGCGAUGCUGUCUCACGCCGACCUCCUGGACGCCCGACUCGGAAUGAAAGAUGCAGCGGAGCUGCUGGGACACCGGGAGGCGGUGAAGUGCCGGCUGGGCGUAGGGGGCUCGGACCCGGGAGGGCACCCGGGAGACAUGGCUCCCAACUCGGACACGGUGGAAGGGGCCACCCUGCUGCCCGGGGAGGACAUCACCACGGUGGGCUCCAACCCGGCCUCCUUGGCAGUCAGCGCCAAAGACCCCGACAAGCAGCAGGGGCAGCCGGGCGGGCAGAACCCCAACCAAACGGGACAGCAGCAGGGGCAGCAGAAACAGAAACGGCACCGGACCCGCUUCACCCCGGCGCAGCUAAAUGAGCUGGAAAGAAGCUUCGCCAAGACCCAUUACCCAGACAUCUUCAUGCGGGAAGAGCUGGCCCUGAGGAUCGGCCUCACCGAGUCCCGGGUCCAGGUAUGAGCAGCUGCUCCCAUGCACAUCCCUCCCGGAGCCCUCAGUCACCCCCUGCACUCGCUACCUGCCGCCACCGCACCUCGGGCCUCGCGCCCCUCCUUUAGGCUUUCCCUGGUGGGCUGAUCAGAGAACAGGCUGCUUUGUAAUUCCCCCGAUCCUACCGUCUAGAGAGGCAGCUCCAAAGACCACCGCCUAACCCCUAGCAUAAAUAGGAACAAACCCAUCGAGAGCCAGAGCCUAGAGACCAACCUUGUGCAAAAGGGGCCCAACAAAAUAGCAUUUGAAGCCGCAAGGAAUUUUUUAAACGCCCAUCUGGGGCAAG
Pelodiscus sinensis (Chinese soft-shelled turtle) is the source of this 912-nucleotide messenger RNA. Lineage: Eukaryota; Metazoa; Chordata; Testudines; Trionychidae. The record is from RefSeq and is a predicted model, not a curated record.